Parascedosporium putredinis is the source of this 231-nucleotide messenger RNA. The record is from the annotation of a GenBank genome assembly. NCBI's taxonomy places the organism in Eukaryota, Fungi, Ascomycota, Sordariomycetes, Microascales, Microascaceae.
AUGGCGGCAUCUGGUGCAAAGGGAGUGGAUGGGGGCAGGAAGGCUACGACUGUGCAUUUUAGCAAUGUCGUUGGCUGCAAAGUCAUGAGGAAACACCCAACCACCUUCAAGCUCGUUGUGUACAAGGCUACGGAAAGUAAACGGUACGAUUUUGAGGCCAAGACGGCGGAUGAGGCGAACGAAAUCGUGAAGGAACUUAAGAAGGGCAUCUCGCCCUAUCGGGAUGUCUAG